UAUCAUUCUUGUUUUUUUAUUUCAAAACCAAAAAAACCCCAAAUCCCAAGACAAUGCAAGAAGAAUUGCGUAGCUGGUUCGCUUCUUACGGCAUCCCAUACCCUGAUCAAGCUCUGAGCAUUGGCGUGAUUGAAAAAACGAUCGCCAUUCACGGCAAGGAGCGCUGGACUCGAGCCGUGCGGCGUGACCUCAUGGACGAAGCCAUCGAAUUGUUCGAGGAGGCUCGAGCGAGACUGCAACGUCAAGCUAAUCGUAUGUUUAGCAAUCUGCAGGAGUUCAACAAGCUACUUCGCUUCCUCGGUCGGUCUCCCCAGCCGUCAACGAACAAGGCCUGCGAGGCAAUGAGCAGCAUCCACGUCAACAUUUAUGACCUCAUCGCCGCCUACAACGCCGACAACAGCGGCACCUUCAACGGUCGCACAUUCCCCUCCGUCAAGGAACUGGCAAAGUACUCGCGUGCCAAGAACCUGAUCUUCCCGAGGGACAAGGCCAAGUCCGAAGGCCUGAGGCACUUUCUGCGUCACUUCUUCAAUCAUUGAAUCUCAUGUUGUUUG
Molecule: messenger RNA, 554 nt
Organism: Capsaspora owczarzaki ATCC 30864
Lineage: Eukaryota; Filasterea; Ministeriida; Capsasporidae
Exons: 1
Coding region: 54-539 (161 amino acids)
Source: RefSeq, a predicted model, not a curated record